Messenger RNA from Sinocyclocheilus anshuiensis, 866 nucleotides. RefSeq names its product alpha-(1,3)-fucosyltransferase 9-like. The transcript has a single exon. The record is from RefSeq and is a predicted model, not a curated record. Gene Ontology annotation, molecular function: alpha-(1->3)-fucosyltransferase activity. Lineage: Eukaryota; Metazoa; Chordata; Actinopteri; Cypriniformes; Cyprinidae. Gene Ontology annotation, cellular component: membrane. The annotation marks the transcript as partial.
GACUGCAAAAAGUUUUACAAUAUUGAUAAUUGUCAACUGACGGAUGAUAGAGCUCUCUACAACAGUGCAGAUAAUGUCAUUGUUUAUCAUAGAGCCAUCACUGAUCUGUCCAACCUUCCUCCAUCUCCUCGUCCUCCGUUCCAAAGGUGGAUUUGGUUGCAUUUGGAAUCACCAACCAACACCAAAAGGAUCCCAGGUCUGGAAAACCUGUUCAAUCUCACUCUCAGCUACAGACAGGAUGCUGAUAUUCCUGUACGGAUGCGCUUGAUCACCAGGAAAAAACCUAAUGAGGAUUUUGUAAUUCCCAAAAAGGACAAACUGGUGUGUUGGAUUGUAAGUAACAAGGAUCCAUCAACUGGUGUUGACACAAGGAACGUUUUUUACAGGGAAUUCAGCAAAUACAUCCAAGUGACUUUGUUCGGAAAGGCUUAUUCAAGGUUUCUGGGUUACGACGACUACUAUCCAACCAUGGCUAGUUGCAAAUUUUACCUUGCCUUUGAGAACUCCAUCCACAAAGACUACAUCACUGAGAAGUUAAAUGGGCCACUCGCGGCAGGUACCGUCCCUGUGGUGUUGGGUCCUCUGAGAAGAAACUAUGAGAACUUUGUUCCUGCCGAGUCCUUCAUUCAUGUCGAUGACUUCCCAGAUCCAAAGUCACUAGCCGAAUAUCUGCUUCAGCUGGACAAGGAUGAAGAUGCAUAUCGCAAGUACUUUAACUGGAGGAAACAUCUCACUCCAAGUCCUCAUUUAAUAUUGCAGAGACAAGAGUUUAUUCUGGCUAUUUGCACUGCCUGUGACUAUAUCGCACGACGCAGGGAAUAUAAAGAAGCUCAUGAUCUCUAUAAUUGGUACUUCAGUUAAUGUCA